CAUACAUACACCUAGCUUCUUUUCUCCACAACUCAGAGCCGCUCUUUAAAAAAAGAAAAGUUCUCUUUUUGAAGUUUAAUCCUUGGCUCUUCUCUCUCACUGGACCCAAGAGCUCCUCUCUCUCACUCACUCACUCACUCCGGAUCUCGAAUCGAUUAAAGAAAGAUGCAAAGCCUUGGACGAUACUCAAGACGAUUUCUCCUGUUCAAGAAAACACAGCCAAUCCAAUUCUCACGUACCCUAACCUCUGCGAAGCUGAAUGACACUUUACAUAGUCGAGUCAUGGCGGUGGAAAACAAGUUCCUAUGGAGGGUUAAGGUCACGCCUGUGCUGGACGAUUGGCUGAAACAAAGCAAACAUAUAAACCCUACGGAUCUAAGAACCGUCAUCAAAGCUCUCUCCGAGUCUCAGCGAUUCGAUCACGCCCUCCAGGUUUCAGAGUGGAUAACUAAACGAGGGGUGUUCGAGAUAACCACGGAAGAUGUUGCAUCUCGGCUUUAUCUUGUUGAGAUCAAUUCAGGGUUGACCGAAGCAGAGAAGCUCUUCAAUAGCCUUCCUGAGAACAUGAAAGACGACUCAGUCUACACCACUCUCUUAAGCUUCUACACAAAAUCCAAGAAUACACGGCACGACGCUGAAGCCACUUACCAGAAGAUGGGGGAGCUGAAUCUUCUCUCGAAACCGUACCCUUACUACAAGAUGAUCUCUCUCUACAGCCUUCUUGGAGAAGCAAAUAUGGUCGACGAGACUCUGAGGCAGAUGGAGGAGAACGGAGUUGUCCAUGACAAGAGUCUCACGGACAAUAACGUCUUAAAGGCUUACGCGAGUGUCCCUGAUGUGAAGGCAAUGGACAAGUAUCUGAAAAGAAUAGAAGAUGAAACGCCAUCGUCUGAAUUGGCUUGGCAAACGGGAAUAAGCAUGGCAAAGGCUUAUUUAGAAUGUGGUUCGAGUAAAGAAGCCAUAGAGAUGUUGCGUAGAACAGAACGAGUAGUUGAUGCAAAGUCGAACGAAGCAGCGAACAAGGUGUUGAUGGAGAUGUAUGGGGAGGCUGGAGCUAAACAAGAUGAGUCCCGCUUCUAUAGGCGUAUCAAUCCGAAUGCUAAGCAGGGACAGAGAAUGAGAGCAUGUCGAAGUAAAGGAUGUCGUGCACGAAGCUCUUUCCACCAGGUUCAUUACUAUGGUGGAUGUGGUGGUGGAUGUAGCGGCUCUGAUCAUGAUAGAGGUAGUGGGGAUGGUAGCCGCGCUGAUGAUGACGGUGGUGGUGUCGGGGCUGAUGAUGACGGUGGUGGUGUUGGUGCUGAUAUUGAAGGUGGCAGCGGCGGUGGAUGUGGUGGAUGUGGUAGCUGGGGUUUAGAGUAGAAUAUCAAGUAGAGAGUCUCUCAUCUGUCAGCUUUUCGUCAAAAUAAUGGUUACUUAACUACCGUCGAAUGUUUUACUUCCUCUACAAGGUUACUAGGAUCCACGGUACUGCUAGUAGUGUAGUACUCUGUUUUUGGCUAUGAGUAGUGUGCGGAACUGUGAUGCAGUGUAGGUUGUUGCAUCGUUUUAGGCUAACCUCUUUUGUCUUAGUAUUGAUAUGGCUAAUGGUUAAGGUCUGUAAUCAUGAAACUCUUCAAUCGUUUAAUGUUACAUUAAAC
Molecule: messenger RNA, 1637 nt
Organism: Eruca vesicaria subsp. sativa (arugula)
Lineage: Eukaryota; Viridiplantae; Streptophyta; Magnoliopsida; Brassicales; Brassicaceae
Source: the annotation of a GenBank genome assembly